This is a messenger RNA of Scylla paramamosain (green mud crab), 1915 nucleotides long. RefSeq names its product multiple epidermal growth factor-like domains protein 10. NCBI's taxonomy places the organism in Eukaryota, Metazoa, Arthropoda, Malacostraca, Decapoda, Portunidae. The record is from RefSeq and is a predicted model, not a curated record. Bases 843 to 1364 code for a protein of 173 amino acids. The transcript is spliced from 10 exons. Gene Ontology annotation, molecular function: scavenger receptor activity; nucleic acid binding.
AAAUGUAAAAAAAAAUUUGGGGCACGUCUCUAGUAACAGCAUGCUGUUCAGUGUGUAAGAACAGAAAUAUAUCCUGAACCUGUUAAGCAAGAAGAGAGGAAUGGAAUUAGAAAACUAGCUGCUAAGAUUCAGAGAAGUUCUUCUUCAUCCAAGAGAAGACUAGUAAUAACAUCUCCGAAGAAGCCAGAAUAGUCCUGCAGGAGGCCCAUGAUGACAGUGAUCAUCAGGGAAUGACAAGGACCCAGUCCAAAAUCAGAAAAUAUUAUUACUGGCUGUCUAUAACAGAAGACAUUGCUGAAUGGAUAAGGAGCUGUCCAAAAUGCCAGUUCCUCAAAAAAAUAAAGACUUAGGCAUCUGAACUUCAUUCCAUUAAAGUUGAUGGGAGAUGGGAGGCAAUUGAUAUUGACCUGAUGGGUCCCUUUAAAGAGACACCACAAAAAAAUAAGUAUAUCAUCACUACGACAGACUUCUUUACCAAGUGGGUAGUAGCAUUUCCUCUAAAGGACAAGUCUGCACCCAACAUAACAACAGCCAUAGUCGACAUGAUGUACACGCAUGGUCCUUGUCUCAAGAUAAUUACAGACCAAAGAAGGGAAUCUAUUAAUGAAGUAAAUAAAACAAGCCACUGUCUAUGUCUCUCUAAUGACUGAUCAUCUUCUGAAUCGGGCCUUGGUGGGAGAUAGGCCCUUGCUUCAUACAUCAGUGGGCAUGCAGUCUCUCCUGGCACUAUAGCGGCGUGUGUGUCUGCCUGGCUAUAUGGGGCCAGACUGCUUGGAGGAGUGUGCUCCGGGGAAGUGGGGAACCAGUUGCCUGCACAAGUGUCAUUGUGCCAACAGGGACGCAUGCCACCCUGCCGACGGGCGUGUGCAUCAAGGACUCUCAUCCGUGAUUCACAGGACCUGACUGUGACAAGCGCUGCAAGGCAUGUCACUACGGACCAGGCUGCCUGUAUGUGUGGCAGCAUGUGGCCCUGCGACCCCAUCACUGGGGAAUGCCUCUGUCCCACAGGCACCCACGGCCCCAGCUGCCUCCAGUUGUGUGCCCCUGGACGGUGGGGGGAGGGGUGCCUGCAGGAGUGCCAGUGUGAGAACGGUGCCUCUUGUGAUUGCGUCAGCGGGAAGUGCCACUGCCUGCCGGGAUAUGUCGGCCCGGUGUGCAAGACCAAGUGUCCCUCAGGAAGAUUCGGUGUGGGUUGCUGCGACACCAGCAGCUGCCUCAAUGGCGCCACCUGCCACCACAUCACUGGCAGGUGCGAAUGCAUGCCAGGCUUCACAGGACCAUGCUGCAGUCAGCCCUGUCCGCUGGGAUGCUUCGGACAGGACUGUGUCCACACGUGUGACUGUAACAGCAGCCGCUGCAACUGAGUGACGGGCGAGUGCAUGUGUACCUCCGGCUGGCGAGGACCUCAGUGCCAGCUCCAUGAGUGUCUGUGUUGGCCUGUCCUGGCUGGGCUGUGGUGCCUUACAUACUCGGGAUAGGGCCUCCGGUAACACAUGUUCUCGUCAGCAGCAUGCGACACAGGGCGGUACGGGGCUGGUUGUGCCAUGAACUACAGCUGCACCAAUGAUGCUGAGUGUGACAUCUCCAGUGCCUGCAUGUGCCAGCCAGGCUGGCUUGGCACCUUCUGUUCCUGGCCAUGUCCUGAGGGUUACUGGGGGCCAGAGUGCCGUCACCAGUGUGGCUGUGGAACUGGCGCCACUUGUGACCCUGCAACAGGUGCCUGCCUGUGCCCUCCCGACAAGUAUGGCCUCCACUGCUCCAAAGAUAAGUCUUUCAGUUUCUCCGUUUCACGGUCCUUUAAUUUUAGUAGAGACUGUGAGCUGAUUUACAAGUUUUUUUCAACAACAUCGUGAAGCUAAGGCUACGCGUAUUAUCAUCUAAUCAUUUUCCCCAUAAGUGUGCCCGAUUGACUGAU